GAAAAUAUCCAUGGCGGAUAAGCAAAUGUUUUACUCUUUCUUGCUCUUCUCCUCUGCUCCAUCAGUGAGAAGAAAGCUUCACUAAUUGUCUCCUUUCAUGGGUUUUUGACUGUUGGGGUACUUUUUUUUCACUUCCACUGGAUAUAAAAGCCCACCUGUUACAGCAGCAGUAAUUAAAUACUGCUUUCCUUAUUCUUUUUGUGCAAUGAAGGAAAUUUGUCAUUGGGUCUCCUAGCAGAAAAUGACUGAAGAGCAUAUGUAAAUCACCCUGGAAGAAGUCACUUCUCUGUGAGCUUUACAUGAGCAUCCCCAUUCUAUGAGAAGGAAGAGGAGAAGGAUCUGUCAGCCUUCUUAGCUGUAAAAUGGGGACUACAGGUGACGACAUGGCUGCAGUGGAGCAGAAUGCCUCCUUGAACCCUCUGUGCUUUGAGUGUGGCCAGCAACACUGGACAAGGGAGAACCAUCUCUACAACUACCAGAACGAAGUGGAUGAUGACUUGGUCUGCCACAUUUGCCUUCAGCCCUUGUUGCAGCCGUUGGACACUCCCUGCGGACACACUUUCUGCUACAAGUGCCUAAGGAACUUUCUGCAGGAGAAGGAUUUCUGCCCACUAGAUCGAAAAAGACUCCAUUUUAAACUCUGCAAAAAAUCCAGCAUCCUUGUUCAUAAACUGUUAGACAAGCUCACUGUUUUGUGCCCCUUCUCUUCUGUGUGUCAGGAAGUGAUGCAACGAUGUGACCUGGCGGGACAUCUUAAAAACAGGUGUCCUGGGGCUUCUCAUCGGAGAGUUGCUCUGGAGAGAAGGAAAACGAGCAAGCUGCAAGCCGAAGCAGAGGGUGAGAGUGGUCUUGGCGGGCUGGAGCAGCCCAGCAGUUUAUCUCCGGACCCUGAUCAGGGAAUAGUGCCAGCUGAGCCGAGCUUUACCUCACCCGCCCUGCCUGCGUGGACAGACGAGCCCGGCAUCGACAAUCCGCCUUUUGAGGAGAGCACAGUAGCAGACACAAAUCAACAGCCACCUACCUUGCCUGAAGGAGAGAUUACUACUAUUGAAAUUCAUCGGUCCAAUCCUUAUAUUGAAUUGGGAAUUAGCAUAGUGGGUGGCAAUGAAACACCUUUGAUCAACAUUGUCAUUCAAGAGGUUUAUCGAGAUGGGAUCAUUGCCAGAGAUGGAAGACUUCUUGCUGGAGACCAAAUACUUCAAGUCAAUAGCUUUGACAUAAGCAACGUGUCCCACAACCAUGCCCGAGCCGUGCUGUCCCAGCCAUGCUCGGUGCUGCACCUGACGGUGCUGCGGGAGCGGCGCUUUGGCAGCCGCACGCACACGCACGCGGAGGCGCCGGGCUCCGGGCGCGAGGACAGCUUCCAGGUGACCCUGCACAAGCGCGACUCCAGCGAGCAGCUCGGCAUCAAGCUCGUGCGCAGAACAGACGAGCCGGGGGUUUUCAUCCUCGACCUCUUGGAAGGGGGCUUGGCUGCCCAGGACGGCAGGCUCUGCAGUAACGACCGCGUGCUGGCCAUUAACGGGCACGACCUCAAGCACGGCACGCCGGAGCUCGCUGCUCAGGUUAUACAGGCAAGCGGGGAGAGAGUGAACUUGAUCAUCUCUAGACCCCUGAAGUCACAGACAGUCAGCAUUAUCCGUGACACCGGGACUCACAACAGCAACUCACACCAACACCAGUCCCAGCAGCUGUUUCACAGCAGACCUAACUCACAUAAGGAUCUCUCCCAGUGUGUUACAUGCCAAGAAAAGCACAUUACUGUGAAAAAAGAGCCACAUGAAUCUCUGGGAAUGACAGUGGCAGGAGGCAGAGGCAGCAAAAGUGGCGAACUGCCCAUCUUUGUGACAAGUGUGCAGCCUCACGGGUGUUUGGCAAGAGACGGCAGGAUUAAACGAGGUGAUGUGCUGCUGAACAUCAACGGCAUUGAUCUAACCAACCUGAGUCACAGCGAGGCCGUGGCCAUGCUGAAGGCUAGUGCUGCCUCUUCAGUAGUUGCCCUGAAAGCCCUGGAAGUCCAGAUUGUAGAAGAGCAGCCCCAGGCUAAUGACGAGCAAUUGAGUACCAUCAGUGAAAAUGAAUACGAUGCCAGCUGGUCACCGUCAUGGGUCAUGUGGCUGGGACUUCCAAGCUGCCUGCAUAGCUGCCAUGACGUGGUGCUGCGGCGGAGCAAUUUAGGGAGCUGGGGCUUCAGCAUUGUCGGUGGCUACGAGGAGAACCACACAAACCAGCCUUUCUUCAUUAAAACAAUUGUUCUUGGAACUCCUGCCUACUUUGAUGGAAGAUUAAAGUGUGGUGAUAUGAUUGUUGCUGUAAACGGACUCUCCACAGUUGGAAUGAGUCAUUCUGCGCUCGUUCCCAUGCUGAAGGAGCAGAGGAACAAAGUGACUUUAACCGUGAUUUGCUGGCCUGGAAGCCUCAUAUAGAGUUGUGAAUCACUUUGGUUCAAGCAGCAUCUUUUUCUAGAUAGCUGGCACAAAAAUCUCCUCUUUUUUUUCCCUAUUGAUACAGCUGGUUAAAAGCAGGGCCAAAACUGCUGUAUUUUCCUUUUUUAGAGGCCUCUCAGUCUACUGUACCUGUUUUGCCAUCCUGAAAUAGCUAUUUUUGUUUGCUGUGUCUGUUGCUGACACAAAUGCAAAUGUAUUCGCGCUCACAGAGAAAGCCCCACUCAAAUAUGGCUGUCAUUGAGCUUUUCCCAUCAGGCUUGUAGGGUCAGCAGAAGAACUUAGUGGUUCUUUGGGUUUCUCUGCAAAGCCCUCAAGUUGUAUUGUGGUACAUAAAUGUAACAUUCAUUUGCCCACUCUUCCUAGCAAAGAGAACGUGUGUCCAUACCCGAAUGACACAUCUGUCUGCUGCUCUGAACCAAAACCUGUUUCCAAAGGUUACAUCUCUUCCUUUCCUAAACUUUUCCCUUUUUGAUUCCAUAUUUUCGGCUGAUUCAAGUAUUCCAUCUUACUCAUCAGAAAUUACUUGGUCCCCCAAAUUUUUUUUGCAGGGCAUCAGUGUUCAUAGAAAAGUAGGACAAAAGCCUGAUAUUACUAGAACUUUUAUAAAGUGCAAUAAUUGGACUCUUUGAUAGGAAACUUUAAUAUAUUAGAGUUUGUACCCUAUAA
Catharus ustulatus (Swainson's thrush) is the source of this 3113-nucleotide messenger RNA. RefSeq names its product ligand of numb-protein X 2 (gene LNX2). Gene Ontology annotation, molecular function: ubiquitin-protein transferase activity; protein binding. NCBI's taxonomy places the organism in Eukaryota, Metazoa, Chordata, Aves, Passeriformes, Turdidae. The coding region runs from base 363 to 2426 and encodes 687 amino acids. The transcript has 10 exons. The record is from RefSeq and is a predicted model, not a curated record.